Dissoconium aciculare CBS 342.82 is the source of this 2481-nucleotide messenger RNA. RefSeq names its product PSP1-domain-containing protein. The transcript is spliced from 4 exons. The record is from RefSeq and is a predicted model, not a curated record. Lineage: Eukaryota; Fungi; Ascomycota; Dothideomycetes; Mycosphaerellales; Dissoconiaceae. Gene Ontology annotation, cellular component: cytoplasm. Bases 1 to 2481 code for a protein of 826 amino acids.
AUGCGUGAUACUCCAUUGUCUGGACUUGCUGGCGGAAGCAUCUGGGGACAACAACGUGGCAGCUUCAAAAUGACCGACUCUGCGAAGAGAAACGCCGUGAUGGAAGUGCGCCGUGCUGCUGGCAACCUCGGAGGCACUGCAUUAUCAUCGGGCGACGCCAGCACACCAAUUAGCGCGGGCACUGGGUCACUACCCUUCUCAAUCCCUUUACACGCUCACCUCAAAACCGGACGUUCGCUCUCACACUCACAAGGUCAACGUGAACUUCCCAUGACCGCCAACAACAUGCAAGGCAACGCGUCCGCCUCGAGCGGCCAGCCCUCAACACUCCCUCUUGCGCUUCUCAGCGAAGAGGCUGACACUGAUACUGAAUCAGACUCUGGUAAUCGGCUCACUCAUACACUUUCACAUCCGCCAAUCGGCUCCCUUGUGCGUACAACCACGCUUCCGACCAUCGGCGCAACGCGCAACGUUGACAGUGAUCGUGGCCUUGUCGAGAAGCGCUCCAUGCACGGCGAUGGGCGCAACAGUGGCAACAAUGAUAUGACCGAUCAUCAUCUGGCGAACAGCCUGGCAGGUCUUGGGUUUGCAGAUUCCCAAUCAGGUCGACGUGCGCAGUGGCAGAGCUCUUUGGGCUGGGACCACGUCCGCAAUCUUAACGAAUCACGUCGCCAUUCUCUUGCCGAGAUACCCACUCGUCGCGGAUCUCUUGUUGGCGCCGAGACUGGGUUCUUUGGCAGACCAUACUCUGAAGAUGUUUUUGAAGACGAUUCUAUUCACAAUAUUACUGGAAUACCGAGAAAUAUUGCUGGUUUAACGGCCGAUCGAAACAUCAACACGUCGAAUGAACAUCACGGCAUGUCACUUUCGCAGAACGGCAACUACGAAAUACCAUUGAACUAUCGUGUUCCUCUCGUCGAUUUGAACGAACGCGAGCGAAAUGAGCUAAACAGCAUCCGCGAGCAGCAAGCUGCUGCUGGCAUGAUGUCAGCUUGGGGACCGAACAACAACGGCAACCGUCCACGCAAGCAGCUGUUCAUUGUCAGCUUCAAAUGCUCACGUGUCGACGUUUUCUACUUACUUGAAAAUACUGGAUUGACUGUUCGAGAGGGCGACUUGGUCAUUGUCGAGGCCGAUCGCGGUCAAGAUCUUGGCACCGUGCAACAUGCGAACGUCAGCCCCGAAGUCGCUCGAUUGUACAAGAAGAAAUAUUCAGAGGAGCAGUACAAGUGGUUGAUGAUGUACAGCCACAACAAAGAGGGUGCCAACAACCCAAACGCAGAUCUACAGCGAGACAAUGCGGACCGUCAGUACUAUGCUUCAGAUGCUCCGUCUUCCAUUCAAGGUCAUCCAAAUUUUCCUCGCGACAGCAUCGCAAACCUCAAACCCAAAGCAAUCAAGCGGCUGGCGCAGCAACAUGAGAUUAGAAUGCUCGCGGAUAAGGAGGGCAAUGAAGCCAAGGCGAAGCGUACCUGUCAGCAAAAGGUUGCACACUUGCACCUUCAGAUGGAGAUUCUUGAUGCUGAAUGGCAAUGGGACUUUCAAAAAUUAAUCUUCUAUUAUUAUGCUGACCACUACAUCAAUUUCAAAGAUCUCAUCACUGAGCUUUACCGCAUAUACAAGACACGCAUCUGGCUCUCCGCCAUUAACCCAGCAUCAUUUUCACAGCAUGCGAUGAGUCAGCCGCCCAGCGGAAUCGGUCCAGGCGCCGUCACUCCAUUUGAUCCGCUUGGCCUCAACAACGCCUACACAAUGGCGUACGGUGAGGACCGCGAUCCCUACGGCGCACAAAUGCCGUAUCGCAUCGGUUAUGAUACAUACACUCCCAACUUUCCAAGCAUUCCAGGUGUUCCAAACAGCUAUGCUCCUGGAGCCAACCCAUACGCGACUGGCUUUGGCCAAGGUACUGGGUCUGCUCUCCCUCCUACAACAGGACAUGCAGCGCCUGGUCCCGGUCAGCAGAAUCAGCAGCAACAGUUGCAAUUACAGCUGCAAUUACAACAACACCAGCAACAACUACGGCAGCAGCAGCAGCAGCAUCUGCCACAGCCACCGCUACAGCCACCAAAUCAACACUAUGAGGCCGGUGCCGCCUCAACGAACGACCAAUCGGCCGUGCGACAGCCUUUUAAUAACUGGUACGGUGCACCAGGAUCCGCCUCUGGGCUUCCACAGCAUCAAUCACAGCUUGCUCCGACGAUGCCUUCGUCACCUCCAGCCGUGGGAGACUCCUCGAGUCGUCCGAAUUACAGCUUCGGCCCUCGUCUGCAGAAUAACUCACCUGCAUCCUCGAUCAAUUCUCGCACAAACACGUGGGACCGCCCAGGCUCAUCAAAUCUUUCAAUGCGUGGUCCGUCCUUACCCAGCCCUAUCGGCACACGUCCUGCGGCCGGCGGCGAAGAUGCCAGUAGUGGAAACCGACCGCUCUCCGGAGCAGCGAUGACCGGUACCUCUGCGGGCAACAAAGGACGUCGCUGGUAG